UCGAGCCAAUCCAAAUGCAAAAGCACACGUCGAGCCAGAUUGGAGCUGGCAGGAUGUGUUAUUUUGUUCCCACUUGUGUUUCGUUUGCGUCGUGACGGCAAGCGCACCGAGCAUACCCACGCAUCACCGUCCGCAACAACCCCACGACACGACCGACGAAUAUGCCAGGUGCUUCCGUUCCGUGGCUGGCUGUGCCGUGCGGUGGGUGAUUGCAGUCGGCACCGUUUUUCUGCGUUUUCUCUCGACGCGAAGUGAUGAAGGCCGCUUGGACGACUCCCAUCUACGCUGCUGCAUGAUUGACUGACGAUCCAUCGGGCCCCGAAGUCGGCGCCAUGGGCCGGACAGGCUACACGUGCGUCCGCCGCACGCUCUGCUGUUACAACCUUCUCUUCUGGAUUCUUGGCUGCGGCGUGACGGGCGUGGGGGUGUGGCUGCAUGUGGCGUACGGUGGCUAUUCGACACUGCUGCCCACCCACCGAGUGCUCAGCGCGGACGGGCUAUGCCUCACAGCGGGUGCCAUCACCUUCCUCGUGGCCUUCCUUGGAUGCUGUGGCGCCUGGUUCCAAAGCCGGUGCAUGCUUGCCACGUACUUUGUGCUGGUGAUCCUCAUCUUUCUGCUUGAGUUUGCUGCUGGCACACUGGGCUUCAUCUACCGUCGACAUAUUGGCCAGUCACUGAUGGAAGAACUGAAGGUGGGCAUCGAACACAAAUAUGACCCAGACAGUGACAAUGGGCUUGCAGAGCUCUGGGACCAGAUCCACACAAAGUUCGAGUGUUGCGGUGUCCACAGCUAUCGCGACUGGCACCGCAUUUCAGCAUGGCCUAACGAAGAGUGGGUGCCCCAGUCAUGCUGCCUGGAAGAAUUUGUCAAUGGCACAGCCUGUGCCACUUCCAAGAACCCGCGUCUCAUUCAUGAGGGGGGCUGCUACCGCAAGCUGCACCUGUGGAUCAUGAAGCGGCUCUACAUUGUGGGCAUUGUGUGCAUGAGCUUUGCCUUCGUCCAGCUGUUUGGCCUCAUCUCAGCCAUGCUGCUGCUCUGCACAAGUGCCGAGAAGAAGAAAAAGAAAAAAUACAACUCGAGGUACAUCCAGUAUGCGGCGAUGGUCUGAACAGGCCGUAAGUUGGCUCUGUAGAGUCGGCCAUGGAGGCAACACCUUUGGGAAAUGAUGCCUCAAGCCACCUCGACUGUUUGUAUCAAGUGAAUGUAACAAUGCAUGCAAGGUGACAUCACUGUUGCUCAGCAGUCACUUCAAGCAGGGCAGUCCUGCAUUCAUGAUUGGUCAAUGGUGAUGAAUGCCUACUGUUGUGAAUGAAAGUGAUUUGGUAGCUGUGUGCUCAACCUACUGCUGCUGGAUUCUGAUGUCACAAGACACGAUCCAUUCAAGUUCCUGCGCUCCAUUCUCCAAACUGUGCGAGGCCUGUCUUCUGUCAACAGUGUGCUCUGUAGUGUGUGCGUGUGUGUAUAUGCGCACAUAAGACGUUUCAUGUGCACCCAUCACAGGGCAACCUGCAACGUUGUUUCUGGGUGUAUUUGUUGUUAAAAGGCUCACUGUCGCAUUUGUAACUUUUCAGGUGAGCUAUAGUUUUCAACUAGUUUUUUUUCACUGUGCACACAUGAAAGUGAGACAUCAUGAGCAGCUUAGUCUGUCUGUUCGUGGGAAGUUUUGCAGGACACAGGCUCAUGGAAGCUAUGCAAGUGGGCCAGCAUGGCGUGUUUUGUAAACAAGGGUUAAGAAUGCAUGCUAUUGGUGACUGGUGGGUUCUCGCAGGUAAGUGAGGCAUGUAAGCUUGCUGUUCUGUUUGGCCCUCGAAAUGUGAACGGUGCCUGUAUUGCUUUGCCCGUCACAUACAAUUCUUGCUAUCGCCACGUUGACCGCUGUGCCAAGUUGCACUUCUAUUUUUGCUUGUGUGUGUGAACAUUUGUUUGUAGUGGUGUUGGAUUCACAAAUGCAUUGACAGAAUUGCCAUUUAUUUUUUUUACAUCUAUUGGCUCUUUUUUUCAUCAAGCACAUUUAAAGUGAAGUUUUAUUCAAUCUUCAAAUAUUUUUAUUUGAUGUAAUUAUUAUAAGCGUGUAUUUGAGAUAUUUUGAUUUUGGCUGAGAAAUCUUGCAUUUACUGCAUUGUAUGAAAAACACUGUGUCAGGUGGUUAUUAAGACAAAGUUGUAUUGAAAAUUUAAAACACUGGUGGUAUAUUGAAUAUGAAUUAUAAGUGUUACUCUGUUACAUUUUGUUGUCGGCCAAAAAAAGUGUGUUUAUUGCGUUAUAUUCAAUAAUGCAUCAUAUGCAUGCUCACAAUGUGAAGUAUUGACUGUGUUGGGUGAAUGAAAGGCUCUGCAGCUGCAGAUCAAUAAUUAUGGAAACUGUCGGCAUUGUCUGUCGAAGAACAUGUUUCGCAUGAAGCGGUAGUGGCUUUCGUGUUGUGGGCUCUGGACUGCCACGGCGACCUAUAAUGUGGAAGAUCAGGAGGGAGGACACUUUUUUUAAUGGUAUUUAGAGAAAGCCCAUAUAGUAAGUAAAUGAAUGAAUAAUAAUAGUCCUGUGAAGGAAUGCAAGUUGAGGGCAAUUGCAUUAAGCAUUACUGAUUUUGUGAGAAGAGCUUUCCAUGCACAUUGAGAAGUUUUAACCGCCUAUCAUGGCAUUUCGUUCAAUGCACCAACGAAAGACCACUUUAUCUCAUACUGUAUUACAAAUACCCGGGAAAAGUGUGCCUGAUGCAAGGUUUAAGUAUCCUUUUUUUAUUAUUACUUUAGCCUUUCUUUUCUUUGACUCAGAUGACUGCAGUCUAUCAAUACGUUAUCUUUAAAAUUAAGGUAAGUAGGUUGAGCAGGUAUUUAUUUACCUAGAAGGCUGUCCUUUUUUUUCUUUAUUGGGAAGAGUUAUUAGCAGCAUUUGGUAUUGCUUCACAGCUAUAUGAAAGCAAUCCAGCUGACUUGUUAUGUGGAUAGCAAAUACAUGUUUAGGAUGUUUAUUUAGGAGAAAUCUUCAUUCUGGAUAUUUUUUUUUACAUACUCUGUAUUUUUCAUAGCUAGGAUUUGUAUAAAGGGAACAAUAUUAUAGAGCGUCGCUUGUUGCAGCUACCUAGGCAUGUGUUCAUGACCAGCGUUAUAUACAUUCCAUAUUUUUAAUUUCCAGCUUCAUUGUAUUUUGCUUGAGCUCCUUGAGCAACGUCUUGAAAUGCCAUGACGUUUUCUGCAUCGUAGUCUUCAUCUGAUUUUUUUUUUUUUUUCAUUAUGUUGGGCAGGAACAUUUUCUCACACUCACAGAAAUAUUCAGGCUAAUGUGAAUGGAGAGGAGAGGGGGGACAUUCCAUUUGCAUGCAGAAAGAAUAGUAGAGGGCAAUUGUAACCUGCAUGCAAAUCUUGUGUAGUUUCCGCCAGUGAAUCUCAUGUCGUGCCUCUCUUCCUGUCUCGAUUGCCGAGCAGUAGAUGGUGAAUGCUGUGGUAACCAUUCAAUGCCAUCCAGUACCAUCCUUGCCACUGUCAGUGGUAUAAGAACAGUGUUCGCUUAUAACACUUGAUGAGCAUUGUUGACAAGAGGCAAAUAUUAAGCACUGCCAUUGCUUUUCUCGGCAAUGAAUAUACUGAAAAGGGGCUGAAUUCUUGUGCAGCUCAACACUAUGUUGCUUAGUGUCAAGCUAGCGAAAUAUAUACUGUCGUUUCAGCCACGUUACUUGCGCUCUUGCACGAAAUUCUUUGAGCAGUAAUUCUGCUUUAGUAGAGUCCUCAUGUUGAGGUAAGCACCCAUUGCAGAGUUGCUAUAAAAGGCACAAUGCUUCAAAAACAUGGCACCAAAUAACUCCCUCACAGUACUGCCACUAUACGGAUACUUACAUGAGAAUCGCUGACAGAAAAGCUCAAAAAAAAAGGUCUGACUCAUACCAGGAAGUUCUAAUUGGAGCUCUUCUUUCUUCAAAUUAGUGUAGUUCUGCUAACCGAUUACUGCAGUCCCUAGUGACAGUGUAAACUGUUCAAGGGACCCUUCAACUUCUUGUUACACAUGCUGUUAUUACACAAUAGGAAAUGUUGGUAGCUUGAAAAUAUACUUUGUUGGCUUGUCCAAGAGGACACGACGAUAGCCAUUGCUUGGACAGUGACUUCAAGAAUGACAACAUCGGUCACCAGGUAUCUUAACUGGGCACAAAAUGUACAAGUCUUGCUCACUUUCUGCCAUUUCAGAUGCUGUGCCGCCAAUGUGUGCUUUCAGUGUAUGUAUAACUUGCCUUCCCUCUUGCCUUCGAAGCAAGAUUGUGCUGUUGCAAGCGAGUUGCUUCAAAGUCAUGUGGAUGUCAGCAUAUUCGGAAUGUUUUGCAUUCACUCACUGCACCACAAACUUGGAUGAAAUUGGUGACAGAAAUUUCAUUCUAGCAGUAAGCAUGAUUGCCUGUAUGUUAAAUGAAGGGUAAAGAAAGUUUGGGCAUGAGUAUGGCAGCCAGUAUGUUGGUGUCAAGCCUAACUUGCACAACUCUCUUCUCUGGGAACAAGUGAAGCCAUCGUAAUCUUGCCACUGUGAGUGCUAUAAGAACAGUGCUCGCUUAUAACACUUGAUGAGCAUUGUUGACAAGAGGCAAUUAUUAAGCACUGCCAUUGCUUUUCUCUGCAAUGCUAGAGCUGGGCAUAGUAAGAACCACUUGUACCUCGCAUCUCUAUGUAUUUUUACUAUGCUGGCAUAGUAAUAUUUCGCACAACUGAUGACAGCGCAGAGUUGUCUAGUGACUUUCUAGAACUAUUGAUGUUAUUUGUGGACACUAUUCUUCUCAGUCACUGUGACCACUGCCUCGGCAUGAAUCAUGCAUAGAGUAACACUAUAUUUACUGUUGAACGAGCACACUGAUAUCUUAUCCUUUUUUAUUUAUGGGGAGACAUACUGCCGUACACGAAUGCACAUCUAUAUUUAUCACUUUGCAUUGCAUGUGAGUCAUUUGGUUCUGUGAGGCAUGAACCAAAUGAGCAAGAACCAAAUGUGAGGCAUUUGGUUCUUGCUGGGAAAUCCGGGCCUACCGCUGUGUUAUGCUUUGUCUGUUUGAUGAAUGUCGCUCAAAAGAAUGAUCAGCUGCUCAGCUUUGUGACAGGUUACAAUGAUGUGAUGCUGGAGUGUAUCUUGCCUUAUGAUGUCAUCAUUGUUUUCUUUUUCACGUGCUUAACUUAUUCUUGUAAAGAAGUUUUUUUUCUCAUUUUCCCAGCAAAGUUGCUGCAGCUGAGCUUUCCUGUUUUCUUGAAUGAAUCUAAGUUUAGAUAGACUCUCCUCAAAAAUGAAGUCCGCUUACCAUACCUUUGUUGUCGGGAUGUCCUUACAUAUGCUAAGUAGCAUUGUUACUGAUUAGGUAACUGUGCUGUUGGUCUUACGAAGAUUGAUCCAUCCUUUGUCUUUUCAACUCUCUUUCUUGAGUCCUCUUUAGCCAUGAACGGUUGGGGUCCGUGGCAUUUCUGUGGCACCUGACAUAUCCUGCUUGUAGCUCUAAAUGUGUCUACAAUUUAUGUUGGCGAGGAAUGCAAUGCCAUUUGUUACAAUUAAACUACUGACCAGUGACUGCCUUGUUUUAGGGGCAAAGCUCCUUAUGGCGUCACCCGUUCGUCCCGUUAUCGUUUGUAACCACCGGUGGGCGAAGCUCCCUAAGCUGUAGUUCUUGAAAUGUCCACCAGAUGGCAGUACUUGUAUAUAAUUAAUACAUAAUGAAAAGAUGCGAGAUAAUGGUACUUUGAGUGUUCACUAGACGGACGGACGUACAGACAGACAGAUGCACGUACGGAUAGGUCGAUCCACGGCUGGACGGAUAGAUGCACGAACCAAUGGCCGGCUGCUUCGCCCCACUCACCAUCAUUCACUCCGUGGAUAUGCUGUAAUUUUUUUCUGAUUACCAUCACUUGGUGCAUCUUCCUGUUGGGUUUAUAGUGGUAACAGUCUGCAGAGUGCACCAUUCUCAUUCAAAGCUAUUGAAAUGCCUUUGAGACAUUGAAUUUUACAUAUUUAAUAUGUGUGUGCAUGCAUGUAUUCUUUUUUCUCACUCGACGCAGCUGUAAAACGCACAAAGCUCCAUUUGAUGCUUCUGGUUCCUCAAGUUUCCGUCAUCACAUACUUCUCCAGUGCAAGCAAAGCAACGUAUUGUGUGAGUUAUAUCUGCAAGCAAGCCUCUCAGUUUUUUGCUCGUUAGAAAUUUUAUGGUUUCCUCUUCGAUCCAGAAAGAACACUUUUUUUAUUGCUUGGUGAACUCGCACGCUCUUCUAAUGUGCUCUACUAAUUGUAUAGUGCACCCUGCCGUGUUCAUCAUUGAGCAAGGAGUGCCUCAGGCUUUCCAAAAGUGCAUGGAUACACAAAGUAUGCAUAUGAUCUUCAUCACUGCAACUGUCCUUUUCUAGAAUCUUGAAUGUAUGUCGCUUCGUACAGAGUUUAACAGAAGAGCCUCUGCACAUGUUCAGUAAUGCCACAAUUUGAACUGUUUCUGCUGAUUGGCUGUUACUGUUGAGGGUUUUUUUUUUCUCAGCUGCACAACUCUCAGUGUGUCCUUCUUCUUGCUAUAGAUGUGACAACUGAGCUGUUCACUCACUAUUGCUGGAGUGUUGGAGUGUGCUGGAACUGUUGUGCAACGUGAUCAUGUCUUGCUGCCUGGUGCAUUUUGCGUCAACAGUAGCGAUGGCGCUGCAGUCGCUACGUACUGAAGGUGUGCUGCACUGUGGGCAAGAACUGCUGGACAUGUUGGUGGCACCCGGCUAACCUAGACCUGCUGCUGAUGCAGCUUUCAUUGCUUGUCUGCCUGUAUCAAGCCUAGGUUUUGUCGUACGUCAUAAGCCGUGAUGAAUGAAACUUCAAUGCUUUUAAUGGAUGCUUGCAGGGGUGGUGCCAGGAUUGUUAUUUUGGUGGUGAGGGGGGCACCCACAAUAAAUGUGUUCCUUCUGAGAAGGCUAGGAGGUGGAGAAUUGAGAUGCUGUGUUUUGGCUGUUUGCUCCAGAGGUGCUCCAGCCCACCUGCUGGUACCGCCCCAUUAUGCUUGCUUUAUAUAUGCUUUUGAGAGAAACCACAAAUAAUUCUAGUGGCCGAAGCGAUUGCUGGAAGGCGCACAAAACAUUAAAUUUUAAACGGGCUGAUUGCAACAGUGAAUAUUCACGACUUCGGUGUAAGUGAGCCAAACUUAUUGCUGGGCUAGGGAUAGGGAGUACAUUCCUCCUCCAAUAAACUAGACCAUGACCGACCGCCUCAAGAGAGAUACAGAAAAAACAGAAGGUGUGUGCCUUAUUCUAAUUUAUUUUGUCUUAAUUCUUUGCGCUGGUUUGAUUUAGUGUCUAGUUUAUUCAUAAUUGAGCUCUUUUAUUGGAAUGGAUCUGCCCUCAUAAAUCUGUGUGCUGUUAUGUUAUCCUGCCGAAAGCAUGAUGAAAAAUAUAGUCAGGAAAACUGGCUAUAUUGAAUUUAGGCAGAAUAAUGAAUGAUUUAGGUAUUGACAUCAGCGCAUUUUAAUAUACUUGCGAUAAGCCCAGAUGCAUGAAGUUCAUGCCUCGAAGGUGAACAUGCACUUUUGGUUCGGCUCCUUGGCUCGGCUUCUUGGUAUAUUAAGGGCUCAGAGGUCGCAUAACCGAUACACUCUAACAGUGGAAGCUCGCCAUUGAAAGUAGAUAGACUUUCGGUCCACAUCAAAGAAACAGCGCAAAACUGGCACCAUAGAAUUGGGUGGUCCCUAAUAUGAAUGCAGUGAUGUAGUUAUUUGUGCUUAGGUUAGCCAUGAAGCAAUCGAGCGCAUUGAGGCUUACUGUGUAAGCAUCAAUGAUCUGAAUAUCCUAAGAACUGCCAGCAAAAGGAUUGUAAGCUUUCUUUGCUGGUUUGCUGCUUUUUCGCUCUUCAUAGUUCGUUCGCAGACAAUUAAGGUGUAGCAUGGAUCAAAGUGUUGUUUGCAAACCGCAUAGCAUUCAGUGAUCAUUCUGUGCGAAAUCUAAUUGCCACCAUUUUUGUUGUUAUGUGUGCAAAUCAGCACAAGUUACUGAAGGAGACAGCCAGAAGAGAGGACACAGGGUGCUGACAGGCUUUUCAAACAAGGAAUGCCUUGGCGCAAUUUUUGCAUGCCUACAUAUAUAUUCACUUGUGCACCAUCGUGCAUAGCAAGCAUUGAGACACUGAUUAAAGCUCAGUAAUACAUUAAAAGCACUCAAAACGUGCAUUUACAUGCUUUUGUAGAUAACGAAGCACGUGUGCCCUAUGCAGACGCUGUCGACAGCUUCAGUACAGAUUACAGCGCCGCUGCUACUUUCACCCGUCGGAGCAUCACCCGAGAUGCGGCACACCCGCUUUUUUCAUUGCAAUGUCUUCUUCUAGUACAGUGUACUAUGACUGUGAGGUGAAAAGUGCUAGCGCUGCUGGUCCUGCUACCUUAUUGCUUCUUUGUCUAAUGUUGCCUAAUCCAAUAAAUGGUUGUGAAACUUAUCAUUUCUUGAAAGACCAUGGCAUGGCACAAGCUUAAAAGUAGAGGACCUAGAUGACACAGAAAAAGUGCAAACUCACAGCUGAGUUCUGUCUCAUCAUUGCUCUUCUCGAUUUUUAAACUGCCGCAACGUCUUUCUAGGAAUGAUGCACCAACUUGCCCAACAUGGCGUACUGAGACUGAUCGACCUAUUAAUGGCUCAUUCAGGCUUAGCUUUUGCCCAGAGUAUGUCUUUCACAGUGCACACAGUUUUGUACAUUCACUUACAACAGUUUUGUACAACAGUUCCCCUUUUAUUUAGAAAAACCAGGCAACCGUGAUAUGCAGCUAUGAAGAAUGAACACGUAUGAAAUGUGUGAUACUGGAAUAGUAGUAUAAUUGUUCUCUGUAUUGGCAAAAUAGAUGUUUCGUUCCAAUAUGGUUUUGUUUGGUUGUGUUCCAACUAUACAAUGCAAAUUGCAACAGACUUCACAUCGUAACAUUGAAACAUAACUUGGCUCAUUCGCUUCUACUGCAAUGAACAUUUGUUGAGUGAGCAGUAUACGCAUUUACACCUCGCAGUGUAUGAAGCAGGCAACCAAAAGCUUAUGGGUGUCAUCAAAAGGCGAUACGAGUGCAACAUUUGGGUAUGAAUAAUGAGCCUAUGUUUUGCUGAAAUAUGUGCUGUCCCUGUUAAUAUAUUGUAACUUGCAUGAAAGUUCAUGCCACAAUUAAAAAGUGAAGCUCAGUGUAUUCCUCUUAUUUGUUUAAUAUACUCCACCUAGAAAUUUCCUCUAGUUUUAGAAAUUAUGUGGGUUGUGUUUCCUCUAUCUGUCAAGGAGCUUUGUCUUAGUGUGAAACCAAGAACAAACAAGUCAUUUUUCUGAAACUGGAAUUGCAUUACGCUAGUCAGGAACUUGUAGACCAUGCUAUAAUGACGAUUUGACUGAUGAUGAUGCUGAUACUUAUAUUACAUUGCUCACUGCACUCACGUCAGUGCCAUGAAAGAGUACUGAACUGUGUGUUCAUCUCAUAGUCUCUUAAAUAGUAGCUUUUAGUAUUUUGUUUUCUUUACCAGCAUUAAGUACUAAUUUUAGCUUCUUUGCUUGCGACGUAGAAGUUAUUAUUGGUUGCAGAACAUUGUUCACCUGUCAGUGCCUGAGCCGACUCUGCAUGCCAAGAUUUUUGACAGAAGCAGUGUGCCGAAAAAAAUUUUGUUUUUGCACUUUUUGCUUCGCUUGAAGUAAAGAAGACAAAUUUCUAGUUCGCUUGGGCCAAAGUUUCAGUAAGCUUACUAUUGUCAUUGCACCUGUGCAGCUGAACUGCCUACAACAUGCUUCUCCCCGCCGCGGUGGUCUAGUGGCUAAGGUACUCGGCUGCUGACCCGCAGGUCGCGGGUUCGAUUCCCGGCUGCGGCGGCUGCAUUUCCGAUGGAGGCGGAAAUGUUGUAGGCCCGUGUGCUCAGAUUUGGGCGCACGUUAAAGAACCCCAGGUGGUCGAAAUUUCCGGAGCCCUCCACUACGGCGUCUCUCAUAAUCAUAUGGUGGUUUUGGGACGUUAAACCCCACAAAUCAAUUACAACAUGCUUCUGCAUUAUACUGGCAAAUGCCUGUCUUUUAUGGCGAUUUCAAGUGUAACUGAUCCAUGUGUGUGUCAGAAAAUUUGCAUUUAUGUGGGAGCAUGUUAGUCCAUGGUUAGCAACAUUUGUAGAACAGAAUGUCUGAGUGUAAAGAUUAACAAUGCAUAAGUUAGAGACAACUUCGGCGCGUUUUCUGCUACACUGCUAGUGUGUGCCAGCAUCGCAAGGCAAAAUUUCUUGCACCCUCGCCCAGUGCAAUGUUAUGAAUGUGACUGUAAUAUCACAUUUGAAAGUUACUUCCUGGCAUAUCGCAUUCUUUUUGAAAGACUUUACAUAUCCUGCUAGAAUGUCAUAGUGUUUAGUUUACGGAAGGAAAUGGUAAAUCGUACCUCACCAUAGUGUACAUGGUGACGUGUGCAUUUGCACUUUCUAUCUGCUCAUCACCACAAGGAGUAGUGGCUACAGGUACACAUGCUUGCACCCAGCACUGAUGUAUCCUGCGGUUGGGAUCAAACAAGCUGUUUGCAUUUCGGCUCUCACCGCUUUGCAAAAUGGAAAUGAAAGGGCAGCAUCUGUGUUUUCAUUUGGCUCGUGCUGUACAGGGACAUUCAUCACUACCCGAUAACAUUUAGUCUUCGGUAUGUUAAAGGAAAUGCCAUACUAGUCAACUAAAGGCAGUAUGAGAGAAAAGUUUUUGCAAAUUAGCAUAAUAAAUGGGAUUUUAGGUCAAUCAGAAUUGUAUGCACAAGAAAAAUGCAGUCUGGAGGCUCUCAUGCCAUUUUUAGUAAGCUGUGAAAUGCUUAUUAUAAAUGUUUUCUUUGACUGUGACCCAUGCUGUGCAUAUGACAUGGCGAGGCUUGUAUUUGCUUCUUUACAGUGGUGUGUUCACUGACAACCCUAAUGGUUGAUCAACUGCCUUGUCUGCUAGCCCGUAUAUUUUGUUGUGAAUGGAACUUGGGCUAGAUAUGUGGUGGUGGUAGUAGUAGUAGUACGCAAAACUACACCUUGUAUGCAGAUGUAUAUCUUCUUGUUGAAGUUGUCAUGUUUCUGUGACUGACAGCAAACAAUUCAAAAUGUACACACCUUUCUGGACCACUUUUAUGCUUUCCAAAUGCUUCGCAUGAUAAUGUGUGAGUCACGUGCUGACGUUCACAUGUUGACCUUCUUCACAUGUUGGUACAAUACUUAUUUUUUUACUAUGCAUUGAGGGAAAGCCUAGUACUAUUCUUGUUGGGCUCAUAUAUUGCUUGUAUACUAAGUGUGCGUUCUUUCCUUGAAAAUCAAGUCACUGUCAGAAAAAUGAUUGUGUACAAAGGAGUAUACUGAGCAAAAAAUAAUAAUGUAGUGUCAUUGAUUUGUUUCAAAUUUAGAAUUUUUGCAGUUUUCAUAUGACAUCUGAAUUUCCUGCCAUCAUGUAGUGAAUUACACUGAACACUAUCUAUUUUUUACAACAUCGAUUUAUUGAAGACAUCCUGUUUUGUAUAUUCGUUGUCAACUUGAAUUGAACAUUCCAAUUCAUAUGAUGAUAGAGCUUGCAUCUGUUUUGGGUGUAUGGCUUUUGAUAUGUUAUUAUGCCUUUGUAUGCUUCAUGAGCGUCUUGUGGUAGGCAAACAUGUGAGGGAGUUUUAGAAAGAAGAUUUAUGAAAGACAGAGGUGUCGUAUUUUUGAUAUAGCUUUCAAGGGGUAUCUGGCCUAUUGUUUAGCUUAAGUAUAGUUUGCAUAACAAUAUCAUAAGUAGAGCUUGCUUCUUUGAAACAUUUAUUAUAUGCGUGCCAUUUUCCAGGGAAUAUGAGGCUAUGCAGAAAGACAGAAGGCGAAUGUUCCUGAAACAUAUCCCGGGGCUCUUGACAAGGUUUCGCACGUCAGUGAAAAGUACAAUGCUUCUGAAGUUGAGGUCGCUAAGUGAGUGUGGCACGUCAACACAUAGAUUACUUUUUUCAUGACAAGGGCACACGGAUUCAGUGCCACUCAUGCCUCCAUAUAUGCAUUUUCUUUCUCACAGCGACUGCAGGUAUACCCAGUGACGAAUACCCUGUGCAAAGUUAUCAAGUACAAAUUGCUCCUUUCUUCUUCAUAUGAAUAUAGUAGAUAUAUACAUACCAUAUAUUAUAUAUAUACAUAUAUAUGAAGAUUAUGCACUCACGUAAAUGCAUAUCUAUAUGGCUGUUGAAAUGAGAUAAGAAUUGAAGUUGUCACUAACUGUUCAUGUGUUUGGUAUAAAUGUGUAUAUGUAUAUAUACAUAAAUAUAAUUAGAAUGUGAUGCUGUAUUCAAGGAAAUGGCAAGGGCUAAAUAAAUAUUGUCUGUAGAUGCCUGUU
Messenger RNA from Rhipicephalus microplus (southern cattle tick), 12277 nucleotides. It is a transcript of the gene Tsp5D, whose product is annotated as Tetraspanin 5D. The record is from RefSeq and is a predicted model, not a curated record. Gene Ontology annotation, cellular component: plasma membrane. Lineage: Eukaryota; Metazoa; Arthropoda; Arachnida; Ixodida; Ixodidae.